AUGCUCUCUAGAAGUUUGGUUGGCGUGUCUCGUUUGGGUACAAGAUUUGGAAGAUCACUUCAUAACUAUUGUGUCGAUCCUUCCAUCGGUCUCUCUCCUGAUGUUGUCGAGAUGCAAAAAGUUGCGAGAGACUUCGCCAUGAAGGAAAUGUAUCCGAAAAUGUAUGAAUGGGAUAGAGAUGAACAUCUUCCUUUGGAUGUAUUGAAAAAAGCCGGAGAAUUAGGAUUUGGAGGAAUUUAUACCCGCGAUGAUAUCGGUGGAUCAGGCUUAUCUCGCCUUCAUGCUUCUGUAAUUUUUGAGCAGUUGGCAAUAGGAUGUACUUCAACUGCUGCUUACAUGAGUAUUCAUAACAUGUGUGCUUGGAUGAUAGAUGUUUUCGGAAAUGAGGAACAACGUCAGAAAUAUGUUCCAUCCAUGUGCACUUUCGAGGACUUAGGGUCUUACUGUCUGACCGAACCCGAUGCCGGAUCUGAUGCUGCUAGUUUACGAUGCACGGCCAAGCGAGUAGGAGAUUAUUAUGUUGUGAACGGUUCAAAGGCUUUUAUCAGUGGAGCAGGAGAUACAAAAAAUUAUCUUGUAAUGAUGAGACACGAAGGACAAGCUGGAGCCAAAGGAAUUUUCUGUUUAUUAGUAGAAGAUGGAACCGAAGGGUUCACUUUGGGGAAAAAAGAGCACAAGUUUGGAUGGUGUACUCAGCCAACUAGAAUUAUUAGCUUCGAGGACUGUAAGAUUCCUGUAGCCAACCAGAUCGGAGGAGACAAUGAAGGCUUUUCUAUUGCCAUGACUGCCAUAAAUGGCGGAAGAAUUAAUGUAGCGAGUUGUUCUCUGGGUGCAGCUCAGCAGAGUUUUGACUUGGCUGUUGAUCACCUGAAAGUUCGUAAGGCCUUUGGCAAAACUCUGUCCGAUUUCCAAUGGAAUCAGUUCAAGCUGGCAGAGCUUGCCACUAAACUGUACACCAGCAGGCUUCUUGUUCGUGACGCAGCAACUCAUCUGGAUAACAACACAGUACAUAAGACUGCUUUGUGUGCCAUGGCCAAGCUACAUGGAACAGAUAACUGCUUUGAGGUUAUUAAUGGAGCUAUGCAAAUGUUCGGUGGUUAUGGAUUGCUCAAGGAUUAUCCAAUUCAACAGUAUAUUCGAGAUGCCAGAACUCAUCAAGUGAUUGAAGGAACCAAUGAAAUGAUGAGACUUAUAAUAGGUCGGGAUGUUCUUACAAAUAUGACAGCCUUGAGUCAAUAA
Auanema sp. JU1783 is the source of this 1239-nucleotide messenger RNA. NCBI's taxonomy places the organism in Eukaryota, Metazoa, Nematoda, Chromadorea, Rhabditida, Rhabditidae. The record is from the annotation of a GenBank genome assembly.